AUGGUGGAUAUAAUUUUGUGCUAUACCAGCCUUUUUCUUUAAAGUUUUAUUACUUAUCAGUGUCUGUACCAGCCUUGGGAUCCCCACGAGCUUUGCUGUGUGUGCCUCCCAGAAAAACUCCGGAUCGCUGAUGGGAGGAGAGCAGCUCCAAAACACCCUUUUUACCCACUGUGGAAGAGAUCCUUUGCCCUCCAUGUGGAGGGAGCAGAGCAAACACCAGCCUGGCCCAUCCCAGCUGCACCUUCCCCCUCCGCUGGCCAGUGCUGGGGUGGGACUGAUGGGCCCGUAACCUCUGGAGAUAUGGUGAUGAUUCAGGAGCUGCUCCCAAGAGCUCUGCUUUGUUGCACCUUGGGCACCAUCCACUGUCCUGCUUACAAACAUUAUGGCACAGGAUCCAUGGGAAUGGAGCUGUCCUGCUGGCUGCUGGGAAGAUUUGGCUCCUGGUUUGCUCCGCCGCCGAUCGGUGUUGGACCAUGGGAGUGAGGGCACCGGGUGCUGACAGCUCUUCGAGGACUUGGGAUGAGAUCCAUGGUUCCUCUUGGCCUCCAAGGCUGCAGAGAGCCACUUUUGUUUUCCACUGGACCUACAAAAAGGCUGUGGGAUGUUUGCCUGCCAGUCCAGCCAAGGACAAGGAGGGAUUUGCUUUGGGGUUGAGCCCGGGUCAGUUGGCUCUGGAUGAAGUUCCUGCCUCGGUUGUGAAUGGUGCUCAGGUGGCUUUCCAAGAGGCUUCUGUCCCCUGGGACACACGGCUGCCUUGCCAGGGAAUUUGCUGGCUCGUUCCAGCUGUGCAUGAGCUGCCUGGAGCUGAGGAUGCUGAUGGACAUCGGCCCCUGGGGUGGUGGCUUUGGCCUGGACGUGCUCCUGACCCUCCUCUUCCUCCUCUCCGCUGUCCACGGUGCCUCUUUGGACGGAGCAUCGGCCAACCCGACCGUGUCCCUGCAGGAGUUCCUGCUCCUCGAGUCCAGCCUGGCAGCCACAGCGGCCAAGCUGCUGGCCCAGGGUGGGGGUGCAGGGACGGGCUGGGCUCUCACCCGGCUCUACUGGUCCUGGGAGCUGAGCCAGCUGCACUUCAUCCAGAACCUGAUCGCGCCCGAGUGCAGCUCCUCCAUCCGCGCCUCCCUGCCCCACGCUGCCUUCGUGGAAGGCUCCUGCUCCUUCCUGUUCCACCUGGUCCUCCUCAAGGUGCGACAGAGUCACCCCCUGUACCGGGUCCCUGCGCUGGCAGCCACUGUCACCUUCCUGACCUAUGCAGCCGGACCGUACACGGGGGCCUUCUUCAACCCUGCCCUGGCCACAGCCACCACCUUCCACUGCUCGGGGAGCAGCUUCUGGGACUACAUCCAGGUGUACUGGCUGGGGCCCCUCGCAGGGAUGCUCGCUGCCCUCCUGCUGUUCCAGGGCAACAUCCCACGCCUCUUCCAGAAAAACCUCCUCUACAGCCAGAGGAGCAAAUACAAGGUGCCCAAGGCAAAGGUGACAGCGCAGGUGGAGGGUGACAAACCACAGAAGAAGAAGAAAGGAGGGAAGAGCAAGUCGGAGCCCAGUGCCUGAGCCCAGGGGUCCUGGCAGCCCUUUUCCUGGGAAAGGGUUUCCCUGUGUGGAGGAUUUUGCAGCUCGUUCAGUCCUUAAAGCAUCACAAAGGAAUCCUCGCAGGAUGCCCGAGCCCCUGAGCUCCUUUGGGAAUUGCUUCAAAAGCCUCCCUGGAGAGUUCGAAAUGUUUCAAGCCCGCACUGCUGCCUCUGAGAGAAAACACGGAACACUUUUGCAUAAAUUGCUGGUUGUCUUGUACUGCCAGCAAUCUUACAGAGAGCUGGGACCGUUCCAGGGGCAGGCUUGAGCAACCCGGGGUUAUUGCACCGUGCAAUGCCUGCAAUAACCCCUCUGGGUCUCCUGCAGCCCUAAAAACCAAGGAUAAGCCAGUAACUGCCUUGGACACUUGGGAUGGGGGAGGAAGCAGGCUUUGAUCUUUUGAGUUACUAAUGGAAACUUGUUACAAAUUGGUGGGUUUUGAGUUAAACUUGGCCUGAAGUCCUUGAAAUGCACAGGCUGAACCUGGCAACUCUUGGAGGGGAAUUAAAAGUGCUCCAAGGCAAGAGAGUUCACUGGCCACGGGAGAACCUGCUCCUCUGGGGAUGUGCUUAGCCUGGGUUUUGGUGAUGUAAAGCAUCAAGAAAUAGUUUGCAAAGGGUCUGUGAUUUGGAAAAAAAACCAAAAAAAACCA
Messenger RNA from Onychostruthus taczanowskii (white-rumped snowfinch), 2221 nucleotides. RefSeq names its product aquaporin-12-like. Gene Ontology annotation, cellular component: cytoplasm; membrane. Gene Ontology annotation, molecular function: channel activity. NCBI's taxonomy places the organism in Eukaryota, Metazoa, Chordata, Aves, Passeriformes, Passeridae. Gene Ontology annotation, biological process: transmembrane transport. The record is from RefSeq and is a predicted model, not a curated record. The coding region runs from base 700 to 1551 and encodes 283 amino acids. The transcript has 4 exons.